Molecule: messenger RNA, 1621 nt
Organism: Limulus polyphemus (Atlantic horseshoe crab)
Lineage: Eukaryota; Metazoa; Arthropoda; Merostomata; Xiphosura; Limulidae
Exons: 1
Source: RefSeq, a predicted model, not a curated record
GUUCGGUUAAAUCGUUUCAAGGUGAAACUAUCAGCGAGUCCAGAAAAGCAGAGAGAAGAAGAGACAUUUUCUCUGGAAGAAUAUACAACAGAUCCCUUAGAUUCUGUUGAUCCUGAUCGGGUUAUAUAUGAGCUAACCACUCUUACUAGUGAGGUGACGUUACACGUGGGUCGCCGGAAGUCCGUACGGACCUUGACCAUAACCACGACAGUCCCUCGGACCUUGGAAGCCACGGAAGUUCUGUCCAAUGGUUUGUUCGAGAGCAUUAAUGACAUAGGUGACAGAAAUAAUCUACUAAUUAGCGACAGUCCCUCUUUUACUGUAAUAUCACGGACCUACUCGACGACACAACACACUUUGCGGACCUCCCUGAUUCCUGUAUUUGAUGGACAGUCCACGAAGGUCCACACUGUAACUGAAAGUUUUGUUAUUCGGAAGAUCAUCACUGCUUACAAAACCAUGCCUCCAACCGAUAUUUUGUUGGAAAAUGAUUCAGACUUUGACAUUCCAGAUGAAAUUGGAUUUAGUCUCCAGUCUACUCUUCUUCCGGGAGUCUUUCCUCUCCCACCGUCACCACGGCAACAUCUUCUCCAAACUUCCCUUUCCCGGGUUCCAGGAUUGGACAACUUAGUUCCGUCGGGGGAUAACGCCCCAUUGAAUCUGGCCAAUCCAUUGCUUUCAUUAGGGGCAGCCCUGUCCCGGAAUCCCUUAGCUGCCCUAUAUUUGGGGCUACAACAGCUGAACCAACAAGUGACGCACCUUACGACCAUCACUAAAAUGUCUUCUUACGUAACUGUUGAAACCGUUUACAACACCAGGGUGGUGAGUAUUUAUGAUGGACGAGCCGUCAGGCUUAGGACACUCUCAGAGCCUUUGUCGACCACGGAACGAACACUGACCUCUGUAUUCACUACUGUCCAGCCAAUGGUCAACACUCAAGCGCUUCAGCAACAGCAGCAAUUCCAACAGCUGUUUGGUUCCCAGUUACGGCCGUCUCUACCACCUCAGUUCUCCAUCAUAACUUCAUCUUAUACCACUGUCACCACGGCAACCAGCACUAAAACACGUGUUUAUACGCUCAUUUACAACGCGUUCAGCACUAAGUAUCGUACAGUAACGAGCACUAGUUUUCACCCAACUACAGUGACGACAUAUAGUACGAUAAAAGUUCCAGUUACUGCCACGUCAGCAGUUGGUAGUGUUCCUUUCUAUGGUUAAAAACAUCAAAUGUUUGGAAUUCAAACAAGACUUCUCAGGAACACAUAAUUUUCGGGGCAAUACAAGACUGUCUUAACGUAACAACGUUUUGGAUAUCAUGAAACUGUCAGAACUAUUUUUGUGAAUUGACUAAGCGUAAUUCAUUAACAAAAUAUGCCAGUGGAGUGUAAGUUGUUUUCUAUAUAUUUGGCAGUAGAACGAUUAGUAUGUUCGAAACCCAAACAGUUGGGGUCUCUUGCUGGACGAGAUAACAGUCAAGUAAAGAUGGUGAUUGUAAACCAAGAUUAUAUUAACUGAGUCACGUGUCUUUACGUGAGAACUGUUCCUCUUUUGCAUGACAUUUUAAUAGAGGAACGUGGUUUUACGUGGGAACUGUUCAUUUAUUUGAAGCCAUUUUAAUAGA